UACAUUUGGAAGCAACAAAGCAAAGUACCGUUUGGACUGUAACAGAGUGUGUGCGUGUGUAAUUUGUAUAUGUGUGUGUUUGCAUAGAAAUUUUUAUAAUUUGAAUUUAAAUUUAAAAAUAUAGCACCUACAUGCAAAGUCAAUGUACAUAUAAAUAAGUAGCCUAGCAAAGUUAACAAUAACAACAACAUAUAAGAUGUGCAGCUGAUGGGAAAAACCUACCACUUUUAAACUGGUGUGUGGGAAAAAUCGAUCCACGAACUGUGUGCAAAGAAAAGAAGAGAAAAUGUUGGCUUAAACAAAAGACUUUGACGACAACAACAACAAGAUCACUGUGAUACAAUUUGCAGUACAAAUUAGUUAAAUAUACUUAGUGUAGCCAUUCUAACAAAGAACCAAUCGAACACAACAACAACAACUACACUUAUUUUUCAAGUGCAAUAAAUAAAUUUCACCAAGAUUCUCAACUAAAAAAAUCAUCUCAACAUUCCUGCGCAACAUAUAAAACAACAAAAUGGCUGUAAAAACGUACUAGGCCAGCCCUCACAAUGUCUGUCCCUGUACGCUACUCUGCUGCCGCCGAAUACGCCGUCGUUGAUAGUGGUUUGGAUAAUACUCUAACCCAAGAAGAGCAAUACCACAGACAACAACAGCAACAAUAUCAGCACCAGCAACAGCACCAGCACCAGCAACAACAACUCGAACAGCAGCAGCAAUACGAGCAAUAUCAACAACAACAAUACGAACAGGAGCAACAGGAGCAGGUUCGAUUGUAUUGCCAAUUGCAACAGCAGCUGGAGCUGGAAGAGCAGGUGCAAGCGCAGGCGGUGCGGCAGCAGCAGCAGCAGUUGAUGCAGCAGAGGUCAUCGAUGUUGAUGUCGUCGUCGGGAAUGCCAGGUCUUGAUUUGCCCAACAACAACACCAAUAUAAGCAACGUUGCCAGCAACAUUAAUAACAACAACAAUAACAUGGAUGCUAUUAGCAUUAAUGCCAUCCUGGUCGAUGAUGAGCAACCAUCAACAUCGGCUCAGGCAGCGGCAGCAGCAGCGUUAAUUGGAGGCAAAUCAAUGGCAAGCAAUGGCAUCGGCGAUCACAAUACGGAGAUGCCGACUGAUUGGAUGAGGAUUGUGGACGAGGGUCGGUAUGGGACACCGGGUGCUGCUGGCUUGGAAUAUCAAAAGUACGAACAACAACAAACACUACAGCAGACACUGGAAACUGAAGCGGAAAGUGUGGUGCCAGCAGCAAUUAAGAAACUGGAGGAACAAUUAAAUGCAUUCUCCUCAGAUGAACUCUACGAGACGCUUAAGGAGUACGACGCAUUGCAGGACAAAUAUCAUACUGUACUGCUACUGCCCAAGGAGUCUAGGCGUGAGGUGACAGCAGGUGGACGCGAUGGAUCGGCGUAUGUGCUGCGUUGCUUGAAGAUGUGGUAUGAGCUGCCAUCCGAUGUCCUGUUCUCAGCCAUGAGCCUGGUGGAUCGUUUCCUGGAUCGCAUGGCCGUCAAGCCGAAGCAUAUGGCCUGCAUGAGCGUUGCCUCCUUCCAUUUGGCCAUCAAGCAGCUGGACUUGAAGCCCAUACCUGCCGACGAUCUGGUUACAAUAUCUCAGUGUGGUUGUACCGCUGGCGAUCUGGAACGAAUGGCCGGCGUUAUCGCCAACAAACUGGGCGUACAGAUGGGACAUGCCCCCAUCACAUCAGUGAGCUACCUGCGCAUCUAUUACGCACUCUUCCGCAAUUUGGCGAAGGAGAUUGGCGGUGAUUUCUUCAAGUUCUACCAGCAGCUGAUCAAGCUCGAGGAGCUGGAGAAUCGCUUAGAGAUAUUGCUGUGCGAUGUGAAGACAACGGUCAUUACACCCGCGACUCUGGCAUUAGUGCUCAUCUGCCUGCAUCUUGAUUUCCACAUCAAGGAAUCGUACACACGCGGCAGUCCCGAACUUAAGCAUGUCUUUGAGUACAUACUCUUCCUGCAGCAAUACAUGAGGAUUCCCGAUCGCGUUUUCACCUGCGGUUUUAGCAUUGUCUCGGGCAUUCUGUCCCAUUACAACGGACAGAACAAGGCGCCCUACAAGCAGCGGCUUGUCUGGAAACUCUCCAGUCGCACGCUGCGCGUCCUGCGCCCGACCAAUCGCUUUUCAUCCGAUUUACCCACCAUCGAGGAGGGUAUAUCAAAUGCUCUAGACGAUGGCCUGCGUUCAAGAACCGAGAGUAUUAGCUCUGAGGAGGAAGAGGAUUGGCCAACUUCACCCAUUAUUCCAAUUUUCGAACAAUGUUAGUAGUACCCAGCAGCAAGUAAGCAGCAUCCAAGCAAAGCAGCCCCCGAAAUGACAACAAUGGGUGGGGCAAGAUUGAUUGAACAGCAGCAGAGAGCAGACAACAGGAAUCAUCCAUUUACACACUUUACAACACAUCUGUGGUAGCAGCAACAAUUGCAGCAUUUGGAAACCAAACAUCAGACAUAUCCUCGGCUCCAUGGGAGCCCAUCGAUUGGCAACAGCAACAACAAUGAGAACAACGACAACACCAAAUUGAGUAACUGCCCCACAAGUCGAUAAGAGAAAGAUUAAGAGAGAAAUGAGAGUGUGUGUGUAAUGGGUGGACGUGUGUAUAUAUUUUGCUAAAGUGCAUCAUAAUUCGUUUAGCAUAUGCAUAUAUAUUAUUUACGCUGGUUCUACCAUUUAAGAAACUAUGAAAAAUGCGAAGUCAGCCAGCGCUUCGUUGCGUUAGGCGACAGGCAAAAUAAUUUUUUCAAUUUAAUUUGCGGCAAGACAAGAAAAAUACGUUAAAAAAAAAAUAACAAAUGAAAAAAAAUUCAAAAAAAAAUAUAUAUAUAAACCAGAAUGCUGCGGACCAUCAUACAAAAGAUUGAUGUCGUUCCGGACCAUUUUUGCGAUCAGUGAAAGAAACACGAUUAGAGAAUUGAUGACGACCCAACACAGGCGUACGGAACGAAACAGCAAUUUUUUGUCGGUUGCGCUUGGAAAAAAAAUUCAAAAAACCACUUAAACAAUCAAAAAGCAACAAAAAAAAGAAUAUCUUAAACUAAAUCUUCUAUAUCCCAAUUUAAAUAAGUUUAAAUAAUUUUUAUGUUCUCCAUGUUUGUUUUGUAAAACACCUUAAAACUUAAAGAAUAAAAAUAAAAACGAUGGACCCACGAACACAUAAACCACAAAACUGUAAAAUGAAACAGAGAGAAAAAAAAUUAACAAAACAAAAAAAACCAAAAAAAGUACAAAAAUUCAUUAAAUAUAGACGGGGACAAUUAACUGAUAGAUUAAACUGUUCAAGAGAGACAACAGCAAAAAAAAAAUC
Drosophila innubila is the source of this 3312-nucleotide messenger RNA. It is a transcript of the gene CycG, whose product is annotated as cyclin G. NCBI's taxonomy places the organism in Eukaryota, Metazoa, Arthropoda, Insecta, Diptera, Drosophilidae. The record is from RefSeq and is a predicted model, not a curated record. The coding region runs from base 549 to 2276 and encodes 575 amino acids. The transcript has 6 exons.